Messenger RNA from Lachancea nothofagi CBS 11611, 3111 nucleotides. The record is from the annotation of a GenBank genome assembly. Lineage: Eukaryota; Fungi; Ascomycota; Saccharomycetes; Saccharomycetales; Saccharomycetaceae.
AUGAAUGAUGACAGGCGUUUACAGUUGUUGGAGCUGAAUGAUAAAGCGUGGAACGGAGAACAUAUCUUUACACAAGCUGGUAAGAAGCUUGACUCGAGUAUAAAGAAGAACACUGGCUUUAUUAAAAAAUUGAAAGUGGGUAUUUCAAAGGACUCCAAACCUAAUUUGUUAAAGGAUAUUGCUGAGCUUUCGUUAGAAAAAUACUUAUCAGAGUUGGUCGUAACAGCCAAUGAGGGGCUCAGCAAAUUUUCUGGUAGAGCAGAAGAUGUUGAGGCGUGUGUUGAGGUUAUUAGUGCACUGCAUCAACGCUUUGACCAUCAGUUCACUCCUCCAUUGAUGGAAUUGUUUCUACAUAAUUUCACGAGUCUGCAAACGGAAUGCGAGACAGAAAAAGAAGAACUUUUCAAAGUUUCUAGACUACGAACGCACGUUAGAAUAUUCACUGAACUUUACUUAGUAGGGCUCUUCCAAAAUUUGGACUACCUGUCAAAAGACAACUUACCACCUUUUGUCUCCAAGAAACUUGCGAGAAGAGAACCUAUCCUUUUAAUAAUACUGAAGGAAGUUCUGAACUACCGUUUCAAGACUGGGCUGACCACCACUGUGGCCACUUCAUUUGUGACCAAAUUUCCUUAUGUCUUUUCCAACGACCUCCCAGUAGAGUCUAGAUUUAUUGAUUCCGAGGUCAGCAAGCUUUUGCAUUCUCUCUUCAAAAUAUUUACUGAGGCGUCUAUUACUCAAACAAUAGAGAUCAAUAAAUCUCUCCAUAAACUCAAACGGGAGCAUCAAAAGGCACAGAUAAGGACUGGAAAGAGCUCUGAUGAAUACAUUGAAGAGCACGACAUACUCCGGCCUGUUUUUGAAAGGUUCGAAAGCGCUGUAGAAAUUUUAGCACCCGUCUUGAACUUACAAGCUCCAAAACUGGAGAAGUCUUCUGAAGAAGAGCUAUCUAAUGCAAGCUCAAUGAUCACUAACCAACAGAAAGCUAGCUCCGAAAAAAUUUGGGAAAAUGAGGAGAUCCGGAAGUUUUACGAAAAUCUUCCUGAUCUAUCUGGAGUUGUUAGAGAUGAUGAAGAGAAGCAACCUGCCGACCCACUGAAACUCAAUGAUUUCUUUGCUGGAUUAGAGAUUGCCGAUACGAAAGAAGCAAUCGAUGAGCUUUCCUUGAAGUUUUGGAAGGACUCCUUGAACAAGAAAGCAACCAGAAGAAGGCUUUUGAAAUUUUUAAUCGAAACAGUAGAUUGGAGCAAGUUGAGAAUUUAUGCUCGCUUUGUUGCUUCGAACGCAGAGUAUCUAGGUGAUGUGAGAGAUGAGUUAAUACAAUACCUGGAUAAUGGCUUCCGAAGUCAGUUGCGAUCGAAUAAGAUCAACGUCAAAAACAUCAUUUUUUUCAGUGAGAUGGUUAAAUUCAUGCUAGUUCCAUCUUAUCUCAUUUUUCAUAAGAUCAGAACUUUGGUCAUGAACAUUCAAAUCCCCAAUAAUAUUGAGAUCUUGACCGUUCUUUUUGAAAACUUUGGUAAGUUUCUCAUUAACAGUGCUAACUACAAAGCUCAGAUGGAGAAAAUGGUGGACCUUAUUCAGCAAAAGAGAAAGGAGCAUGAUCUUACCGUUAGCAAUAAGUGUGCGCUGGAUAAUCUAGUUGUCCUGAUUUAUCCUCCAUCAUUGAGCAAAUUGAAUUCCGUUUCCAAAGAGCUAACUCCAGAACAGAAGUUCUAUCGCAUCCUCUUACGAAGAGAGCUUCACACUAUACCACCCGAAAGAGUAGUGAAGCUUCUACGGCGUGCCCAUUGGAAAGACGAGAGUAUUUAUAAAACAAUGAUAUCUCUAUUUACCAAACCGGGAAAGGUAAGUUACCAGUCGCUAGAUGUACUGGCAGGAAUCUUAAGUGGUUUAUUCCCGUACUAUCGUAAUUUCGUCGUUCAGGUGAUUGACGGUAUUGUGGAAAAAAUAGAGCGCGGGCUGGAGAUUAAUGAGUUCAGUCUUAACAUGGUCAGGAUCGCAGAAGUCAAGUAUUUGACUUCAUUAUACAACAACAAUUUGGUUCGGAUUGAAGUCCUUCUGGAAGUUUUCUACAAAAUUCUGACGUUUGGAUAUCCCCGUGGAAGGCCAAAUCCGUUUAUAAUAAAUGACAGUGAUUUGCCGGAUAACUAUUUCCGAGUCCAUUUAAUCACCACUGCGUUGCUGAGUAUUGAAGAUGUAUCUUCAAGCAAGAAUAAGAAGCUCUUGAACUUCAUGAGAUUAUUUGAAUUUUAUACCCUUACCAAGGAGCAGCCGCUGCCUAAAGAAGCUCAAAUCAAAGUCUCCAGAUCUUUUGACAAGCUAACUAACGAGAAAAACUUCGAAAGAUGCUCUGAAAUAAUAAAAAGUGCUAAAAUAUUGUCUGAGUGUUUCCGCGCCUCACAUACUAACGCUGCUGGAGGCAAAGGUGGUGGAUUAGAAGUCGAAGAGGACGAAGACGAAGACGGCGAGGAUUUGGACGAGGAUGAAGAUGACGAAAUCUUGAUGCAAGAGACCGAGAAGGGAAAUGGCAGGGAGAGCGAAAAUGGAUCCGACAGCAACGAAGAUAGUGGAAGUGACCUUUCUGAUGGAUCUAUUGAUGAAGAUAGUGCCACUGGUAGUGAUAGUGAAGAAGAAGACGAUGAUGGCGACGAUGAGGAUGACGAAGACGAGGAUGACGACGAUUCCGAUGGGGAGCUGGAACGAAGACGCCUUCAAGAGGCACAUAUGUCAAAGUUGAGGUCCGAGGAAGAGCUGCGGGCAGAGGAUGAAUUGGAAAAGCAGUUUCAACAACUAGUCCAGGACUCUUUGGAUAGCCGAAAGAAUGAAAAAAUCAUAUCGAACAGUAUACCCAUGAUCUCAUCUGGUUAUAGCAUGGACUUUGACAGAGUAAGCGCUAAUCCAACGCCGACAAUAUCUAGCGGAAAUCAAGAUGGGAGGUCAAAGAAGGUGGCCUUUACUUUUUUGAGCAAGUCUGGUAAAAAAACUCAAGCUCGGACUCUAGGACUUCCCAGGAAUGUGAAGUUCGUGUCCGGAGUGCUUGAAGAGGAGCGAAAAUUGAAGGCGGAGCGAGAAAAGAUCAAAAACAUUGUUCUGAACCAAAAAUUUGAGUAA